Messenger RNA from Rotaria sordida, 1426 nucleotides. Lineage: Eukaryota; Metazoa; Rotifera; Eurotatoria; Philodinida; Philodinidae. The record is from the annotation of a GenBank genome assembly.
AUGGAUGGUGCAGUGGGCGCCACGCAAUGCCCCAUUCCUUCUUCCGGUGAAAUGACAUACAAAUUCAGAGCUCAACCUGCAGGUACUGCAUGGUAUCAUGGUCACUAUUUAGAUCAAUAUACAGACGGUCUAAUUGGCCCAUUGGUUAUUCGUCGACAAGUAGAGCCGAAUCAAGAGCAAUAUGACACUGAACGUAUACUGAUGGUAUCUGAUUGGUACAAUGAUGUUGCACGAACAAAGUUAUUAUCUUGGUUUCUAAGCGCAAAAAAUACAGAAGGCUUUGAGCCCAUACCUGAUGCUAUCAUUGUGAAUGGAAAAUUUUCUCAGUCGCUGUUCGUACAAACGUUCGGUGUGACACGUAUCCGUUUUAGAAUCAUUAAUGCUGCAGCAUUUUCCAUGUAUACUGUUUCAAUCGAUGGAUUACCAUUACAUAUUAUUGAACUUGAUCAAACGCCUUUAGUACCAUACACAGUGUUUUCCUUUAGUAUUAACGUUGCUCAACGAGUUUCUUUUUAUGUGAAUUUGAAGGAAUUUGAUCAAACUCAUGUACCUUCUGAUGUGUCAUCAACAAAAUCAAUUUACAUUCGAUUUAAAGCUAAUUCGGAAAUGUAUCCAGUUGAUAUUGACAGCUAUAUUGCUCCAUAUACAACUCCAUGUCUUCCAUAUCCGAUAUUUUUCAAUUCAUUAUACCUGGCUAUUUUAUCGCUCGAUUCAAGUAAUUCCAUGCCGACAUAUCCGGUCAAUCAAGUAACCACAGGAUCAAGUAAUCUAGGUUCAGAAGAUUCAGAAGAUGUUAAUAUCUUACGUGCUCGACCAUUCUAUCAAGCAAACAAUAAAGUUCCCGAUGCAACUCAUUAUCUAAAACUUGUCAUCACAUUCCAUCAGGAUUCUCUUAACAUCACUCGUGGAUAUAUUAACAAUGUUACAUAUGGUGCUGCUGCGAAUAAUCCUAGUCAUAAACCAGGUAAUCCGAAAUGCAUAACAUCGGAUAAAGUACCACUACUCUAUCAGAUGGCAACGACACCUAACGGACUUGGCAUUCCAUCUCCAAUCAUGACAAGCGACAGUCGAUUACCCGUUAUACAAAGUGACGGAUGUGGACACUACUUAGUUCCAUAUCAAGCUGUCGUCGACAUACGGUUGCAAAACACAGAUGAGGGUGAACAUCCAUUUCAUCUUCAUGGUCAUCACUUUUGGAUCAUAUCAACUUCGGAUAAUCCUCAAGCUGAACAAUUGUAUAGGGGAGCAUACAUAAAACGAGACGUGGUGAGUGUACCAGGUUCAGGCUGGGUCAAGAUACGGUUUUUAGCUAACAAUCCGGGCGCUUGGCUCUUCCAUUGUCAUAUUGAGUGGCACAUGGAUGCAGGACUCCUUCUAGCUUUUCUCGUUGGUCCCAAUGAAUUGGUAGCACAAGGCUACACGAUUG